AUGGCCAAAAGUGUCCGUGCCAGCGUCUCCAAGCGCAACAGAGCCAAUCUUCGCAAGAAGGUGUUCGGUCCGUUGGUUGAUGCUAGAACUGAGCGACUUGCAGCCAAACUCCAGGAGCUUGCUUCACAACCCCGACCCGACGCCCCCCAGAAAUCAAGGAAGGACUCAGAAAUGGAUGACUCUGCCGACCAAGAGGAAACUGCUACCAAGGCCUCUGAAGCCGGCGCAGACGAAGAGAUGGAUCUCGAUUCCAAGACCCCCAAGAGCCGAUCUUCGAAAUCGGGACGUGUGCAAAAGCAGCGCAACCGCAAGCCCCGCAACUCUAUCGUUUUCCAAGCGCGUCCUUCCAAGACCAAGAAGGGACCCAACAAGAAGUGA
Messenger RNA from Penicillium nucicola, 378 nucleotides. RefSeq names its product DUF2423 domain-containing protein. Gene Ontology annotation, cellular component: preribosome, large subunit precursor. The record is from RefSeq and is a predicted model, not a curated record. The coding region runs from base 1 to 378 and encodes 125 amino acids. The transcript has 3 exons. Lineage: Eukaryota; Fungi; Ascomycota; Eurotiomycetes; Eurotiales; Aspergillaceae.